CUGCCAUCAGAUCCCUGCUCUUUUCAUCACGUUUCAGCGCCUCUGAAGAGCUCAGCUUUACAAACAUGACACCAACAAGAGGCUGUGAGGGUUUGAACAUGGGCACCCAGCCACACACUGUGACCAAGGCAGAGAUCCCCGACCAUGUUCUUUAUACCGUAGGAACGUGUGUGCUCAUUAUUGGCUCCAUUGGCAUCAUCGGAAACCUGCUAGUUCUCUACGCAUUUUACAGCAACAAGAAGCUGAGGACACCCCAAAACUACUUUAUAAUGAAUUUGGCUGUGAGCGACUUCCUGAUGUCGGCUUCUCAGGCACCCAUAUGUUUCGUCAACAGCUUGCACAGAGGGUGGAUACUUGGAGAUAUAGGCUGUGACUUGUACGCUUUCUGUGGGGCACUCUUCGGAAUAACCUCAAUGAUGACUUUAUUAGCUAUUUCUGUUGACCGCUACCUUGUGAUCACUAAGCCCCUGCGAUCCAUACAGUGGACUUCAAAGAAACGCACCGUGCAGAUCAUCUCCAUCGUGUGGCUGUACUCGCUGGGAUGGAGCGUGGCUCCACUCUUCGGGUGGAGUUCCUAUGUGCCUGAGGGCUUGAUGAUAUCCUGUACAUGGGACUAUGUAACCUACUCCCCUGCAAACAGAAGUUACACCAUGAUUUUGUGUUGCUGCGUGUUUUUUGUUCCCCUGAUAAUAAUAUUCCAUUGUUAUUUAUUUAUGUUCCUGGCCAUAAGACGUACUGGCAGAGAUGUUCAAAAGCUGGGGUCCUGCAGCCGGAAAUCCUACCUGUCUCAGUCCAUGAAGAAUGAAUGGAAACUGGCAAAAAUUGCUUUUGUCGUCAUCAUUGUGUUUGUCUUGUCCUGGUCUCCAUAUGCUUGUGUCACCUUGAUUGCCUGGGCAGGUCGAGGCAACACCCUAACACCAUAUUCCAAAUCUGUGCCAGCAGUUAUUGCCAAAGCUUCUGCAAUCUACAACCCCAUCAUAUAUGCAAUAAUUCACCCAAGAUACAGAAAAACAAUCCACAAUGCUGUUCCCUGCUUGAGGUUCCUAAUACGAAUAUCGAAGAACGACCUCCUGAGAGGCUCCAUAAAUGAGUCAUCAUUCAGGACCUCUCUCUCCAGCCAUCCAUCUCUUGCUGGCAGAACCAAGAGCACUUGUGUUUCAUCAGUUUCCACUGGAGAAGCUACCACUGAUUACACAAUGAUGCAUGAGAGUAUCAACCGUGAUGAUUUCACAAACUGUAAAAUACCCAGAUUAUCCUUGCAAUAUGAGACUUGCAGUGAUGUAGAGCUUGACCCUGUAGAGCCAGCUCAUAAGAAACUGCAGCAUUGCCGAAGCCAUUCCUUCUCAACAAGUCUGAGACAGGAGAAGAGAGACCUGCUCCCAAAGACCUGCAGCUGCGAUGCAGCAACUGCAAAAAAGGUUUCGCUCUCCUCCAGCUGUUUGGAGAAGGUGCUUGGGCAACCAGUCCUACACACCCCUGCAACACUCGUGACCAGCUCCCUAAGAGCAGCUUCUCUGCCUGUCGGUUUGAAUAGCAGCAGUAUCAGCAGAGAAGGACACUCAGGUACUUCACAGAUGGCAACUCAAGAAAGUCAAGCUAAUGGAGUCCUGGGCUCUAUCAUUAGCAAUACAGUCCCUCGCAUCAUCAUCAUUCCUACCUCAGAGACCAACCUAUUCCGAGAAGAACUGGAAGAGGAAGAGACUGAAUUAUUCCACUUUCAUGACAAAAAGGGCAAUCUGCUGGACUUGGAAGGGCUUAGCUCAUCCAUGGAGUUCCUUGAAGCUGUUGAGAAAUUUCUAUCAUGAGUUUGUCAAAAGAAAACUUUCCGGUAAUUAUUUUCUUGGCAUCUUCUCCACUUAAUUACACCAAAUAACCAAAGCCUUGUAGGUUAGAUCAUCAAACUUUUUGUAUGUUUAUACGGUAGUCACUAGGCAGCCUUCAGAUUUAUCUUUGUUCAGACCAGCUCAGGCAUGGAAACAGGCUUUCUUUCAGAUUGUGCUGCAGGAAAUGAACAGUGGAAGAUCUGGCAGCAUGAUCGAGUGGCAUCGGUCGAGUUGGCCGCCUGCUUCGUGGGGCCCUGAUUUGUAACUACAGAUGGAGGUGCCAGCAGAAGGAAAAAUGACUGGGCAAGAGCAAGGGCAGCUGCUGAAUGUUUCUGCUACCUGUGCAUGAAACAGCAUUCCUGUUUUGGCAACACUUUUCUGGACGGUGAUGGAAAGCGCCACAAGACCACAGCUUCCACCAGCCCCAGCGGUAACACAGACGGCUAGAUGGUCUGAACUAUCUUUUAAUCAAAUUAUUUUCAGCAUUGCUUUUGGUUUGUUUUGUUUUUUAAAUAGGCAGCUUGCUAAACGUAAAUAAACAAACUGACAAUGUAACUGGGAAGUGACCGCUUGCUUUUAAAGUUUAGUGCUAGAAGUCUGGAUUUUACCUCAGCAUUAGCACGAUCACCUGAAUGUCGAAAUGCAAGGUGCUAUAUGCUAAAACAUAUACUACUACCUGUAGAAGCAUUUACAGCACCUUCAGAGUUGGUCUUGAUUAAAUAUGUAUGGUUCUUAAUGAGUCUGUGGUUAAAAGGGUUAACGUUCACAGCUGGCUUGACAAGUCAUUGAUAAAAAUAAAGCCUUGGCUGCUAUAUAUCACUUGUCUCUUCAGAGGAGAUUCUUCUCCUCUCCUCUUCUAAAAAGACCCAGCAGAUGUCUUCUCCUACAGGUCACUUACCAGAGGCCUUCAGAGCAGGUAAAACAUCAUCUUGGGGAGAAAACUCCACAGUACUGUGGUGUUUGCUACAGGAUCUGCAGUCACCAUUAUCUGUGGUUACUGAUUGUGCUUAUUUUAUCUGUGCUUCACAUUAUGGCUCAGGCUCAGAAGACCUUCCUAGCAUUUUACUCCUAACUGCAUUCUUCCUUUCAUUACUCAUUUUCCCUUUUUAUAACGUUUUCUCCACAUCCUCCCUUUCAGCCUCUGACUUUCAAAUGUAGACAACAAGUUGAACUAUAUUGUUCUCCACAUAAUAUCAGUAUAUCUUAGUAGAAAGCAGGUGUUUCUCUGGAUAUAGUAGUGCAAAUAUUUGGUCCAGUGAGUCUAGUAGCAUUCAGACAUCCAACAAGAGCAUGAGAGUUUAUGUUCAUAGUCUCGGUUUAUUCCCUUGACUGUAUCCUAGAUUGUGCAGAGACCACUGAGAGCAUUUCCAAGUUUUGUGUAUGCACUGGCUGGUCACGAGUAGUAAUUUCUCUUUUCCUGUUCUCCUGAUGCACAAAAACAGAUGGAAAGACGGAAAGGGUAGAAGUAUUUUUUUAAGUUAUUUUUUAUUACAAAAGAAGAUAACACAAAUCUGCUUUGCAACUAGCUAGACAGGAACACCAUUGAAGAACAAACUAAAACCCAAAGCAGUGCAGGAGAGAGAGGAAUGCCUCCAAACUUGCAGACCCGAGGGUUUGCAGGAUAUCGGCACAGGAGACCUUCGAGAGGACUGAGACACUUGCUUUUGGUACAGGCUGUGCUCUUUUUAGGAAAAAAAAAUGCUGGUGGGUUAGAGAGGUGAUUGCUGAGACAGGCUGCCUAUUGCAAUGCUAACACUCUUAAUGCUGCUAUUAUUUGACAUACUCUGCUGUCUAGAGACCCUCAUCAGAAACAAGGCCAACAUACCUCCUUACCUUGUAGAAAAGUGGGGAAAAGGGUGGUAGAGCCACAUCAUGUGUGUGGUUGUCUGCAUGCAGCCCCGCCGUGUGGUGCCAGGGGCCAGGGCUCAGCCGGGACAGCACCAUGCUGCAGUACCCACAGCCAGGCUGCCAAGGCUGUGCCCACCGGGUGCCGGGCUUUCUACCGGGGCCAGGAAUCAUGCCAAGGUCAUCUGCAAUCAGCUCAGCAUUUCCAAAGGCAAUUCCUCCAUUAGAGGACUGGCGCAAUGAGCAGGCAGCACUGGGCAGCUGCUGCAGACUGGGAUGGGGACAUGCUUGCCUGCAGCUCCUUGGUGCCAAGCUUUCAUCCAGUGUGUGGUUUUGGCCACAAUGAGUAAUCAAAUGUUAGUUAAAUACAAUGUUCAUGGAAAACGGGGGAGGCUUAAUCCUAGGCUAAACAUACUGUCCUGCCAUCUCUGAUUCUUUUCAUUUUUUUGCUGAACCUGUCCUCUCUGAUUUGUUUUUUUUCCCUCCGUCAACUGUGCAGUCAGAUGUUGACAGACUUGUACUGGUAAGACUGUAGGCAGGAUAUUGCCGUAGUUUCCGAUGGGAUGAAGAAAGUAAGCCCUGAAGUAACAGUCAACAAACUCCUCCGUAUCCAGACAAAGUCUUGCAUUCUACUUGUUAGCCUACAAGAUGACUUUCCAGUGAUCUCUUGCAUAUGUGCUGGUACUAAUAAAGUGUCUCAGAAAACUAGUGGGCUUGAGGUAUGUGCAAAGAAGUGUUUCACUUUUAUACUGUUAAUGUCAUACACUAUUACUACCAUUGCUUCUGAAGCUAAUGUCGAGAUUACUGGUUACUUCAACUGAUGCAAGCUAGAAUGCCAAAUGAGAUAGCAGUAGAGAGAUAAAACAUAAAGUUGUAUGAAAUAUCGGAUAGACUUAUUACAUUCACGGUGAGAUUUUUGCAGAAACAUCAGUCACAGAGUAAAUGAGUCUUAAAUUGACUACCACGAUGCAGAAAAAUUUUGCAAACUUCUCUGUUGCCACAUUAGAAUAGAUGGCACAUAAAAAUGUACAAUAUUAACUGUUGCUUCCCAUUUCACAAAGGAAUGUAUCAGUUCACUCAAA
Molecule: messenger RNA, 4750 nt
Organism: Gymnogyps californianus (California condor)
Lineage: Eukaryota; Metazoa; Chordata; Aves; Accipitriformes; Cathartidae
Product: melanopsin-like
Biological process (GO): G protein-coupled receptor signaling pathway; visual perception
Cellular component (GO): membrane
Molecular function (GO): G protein-coupled receptor activity
Source: RefSeq, a predicted model, not a curated record